Messenger RNA from Carassius auratus (goldfish), 2749 nucleotides. It is a transcript of the gene s100p, whose product is annotated as S100 calcium binding protein P. Gene Ontology annotation, molecular function: calcium-activated potassium channel activity; potassium channel regulator activity. Gene Ontology annotation, biological process: potassium ion transport; detection of calcium ion. Lineage: Eukaryota; Metazoa; Chordata; Actinopteri; Cypriniformes; Cyprinidae. The coding region runs from base 264 to 1172 and encodes 302 amino acids. The record is from RefSeq and is a predicted model, not a curated record. Gene Ontology annotation, cellular component: voltage-gated potassium channel complex; membrane. The transcript has 6 exons.
UCCGUCGGGGCUGGAGGAAGGGAUCAAUGCCGUGAAUGGUCCUCCUCUCCUUGCUCACUACUCUAAUUAUUAUUUUCCACCCUGCCACUUGCCAGCCCAUGAAUAGUCAAUACCAAACCAACAGGCAGGAAAUGAAGGAGCAGAUGCUUAGUUCAGUGCCUGGAGUGAGAUUUAUUUAUCGAGAACUGGUUCCAACCACAUGAGACGGACUUUGUUCGCUGCUGAGGAUUAUGGAAACUUUCUUUCUCUCUGUUUGAAGACUGAUGGAUUCUCUUUUUGGACUUUCUACAUUUGUCCAGAAUGAUGAAGUCACUUGUUUAAUACUGUGGUCAUCCCAGCAGUCUUAUUUGAGUGCUUCAGAGAGAGCUGCACACACUGGAAUAGCUAGAAUGUUUCUGUGGGCUGGAAGCAAAGGAGCUCAAGGAUCAGGAAGUGAGAGAAGCAGGACCUUUUAUCAGAAGAUUCGUGAGUAUGAUGUUUUGGAGAAGAGGAGGACAGUCACAGCGCUGAAGGCUGGAGAGGACAGAGCCAUUCUCUUAGGCCUCAGCAUGAUCCUUUUCUCUGCCAUGAUGUACUUUGUGUUAGGCAUCACAAUGGUGCGCUCUUACUCAGACAGCGUGUGGACAGAGGAGUCCAACUGUACAGUGCUAAACUCUAGCAUAGUUGCUGAGAUUAACUGCAGCUACAGUUGCGGCUCAGAGUGCAGGAAGAGCUCCAGGUUUCCCUGUCUUCAAGUAUUCGUCAGUCUGAACGGCAAAGUUCUGCGGCUGUCAUACAAUGAGGAGGCCCAUGAGGCCCACCCUGAGUGUUUUUACAUCCCAAAGUGCCGCAAGGAUCACACGCUGAUGCAUAGCAUUGUGAUGAACAUCUCAGAGCGACUGAAGACUCACCAGCAGGUUCUGUGCUACUACGACCCCUCGGAGCAGCAGGACAGCGUCCUCCUGACACGUCUCUAUGGCCGCGGGGCCAUCAUUAGCUCGCUCCUCUGGCCCACGUGCACACUGGUGGGGGGAACCCUCAUCAUCGCCAUGGUUAAGCUCACUCAGUACCUGUCUUUCCUGUGCGAGCAGAUCAGCCGAAUUAAAAGGAUGGGGCUCUAUUCCUUAACAGGUGGUUCUCACACCAGGGUCUGCACUCGGAAGUUUAACGGCAGCAUCCAGGAUGGGGUUUGAAUGGAAGUUUUUUCUACUCCGUAUAUAGCGACAAAGUGUUUCCGCUCUCCUCUGACACUCCAUCAGCCUUGGUAAUCUGCCAGGUCUUGUUGACAAGACUGAAGUAAUGUUGUGCACCAUUGACUCAAAAGAGUUUCUAGUGGUUGUAGUUGGAACUUUUUACAAUAAGACUGGGUCAAGUCCAAUCCUGAAACUCAAGGGUCAAAAUAUGUGGACAUGUUGUGGGGUGUCAAUUACACUUUCUGACCAGCAGAUCUGAGACUCCAUUCCAAGAAGCUGCCACUGAGUAGCAAUAUGUCUUGACCAGCUGACCCUUAUGUAAUCACAGAAAUUAAAAGUAGUGUGUAUAUGCUACUGUCAUCAGUGGUGACUGCUGUCAUUCAUGGCUCUUUGACAAACACCUGUGGACCUCUUCAAAGCCAAAGGUCAUGUGUUGACUGUGAAUUUUCUGUAUUUCUUAAAGGGAUAGUUCACCUAAAAAAAGAAAAUUCUAUCAAUUUAUUCACCCUCAUGUCAAACCUGUAUGACUUAAUUUGUUCUAUGGAAGAUGAAAAAUAUUUACCUAACAUUUUACAAUAUGGUUUCAUUUGUUGACAUUGGUCUACAUGAACUGCUCUAACAAUGGACAAAACUGAACUAUCCAUGUAAUGCCCUAUGAAUAAACAUAAGCAAUGGGCAAUUGUAUUUAUUUUUAUCAACUAAUGUGUGUGUUAACAAAAGAGACCUUAAUGUAAAGUGAUAUUUUAAAGAACAUCAGGGUCUAAACAACAUUUGAUUACAUUGACUUUUAUUGUGCAGACAUUUUAAAAAUAUAUUUUAUGGUUUUCCACAAGAAAAGAAAAAAGAAAAAGAAAAAUCAUGCAGGUUUGGAACAACAUGAGGAUAAGAAUGACAAAAUUGUCUUUCUUUUUUUUCUUCAGAUGAAAUCCAGUCUAGUCCUAGUAGUGCACCAGUGUAGCAGACCCAAAAGCUGUGUAAAGAAAUCUAGUGUGUUUUCUAGCUACUUAGCAUUGUAAGGCAUCAUAGACGCAAAGUCAAGCCUGUUCUAAAAUGUGGGUGGCGUCAUUAAUGCCAAAUUCUAAGUUGUUUGCAAAGAAAAUCUUCUAAACCAGCUAGACACAACACCGUAGAAUAGAACAGAAUAAUGUGGCAUCAACAUCUGCAAUGUACAUUGUGUGAAGUGCUUAAAAAACAAGACAAUCGUCCUCAGUAUUUUACAUCUACAUAGACAAAUCAUUAACUAAUCAGAGCAAAGGAAUAAAAGAAUGUGUCCUGUGUGAACAGCCUCCAAGACAUUUCAGGACAUUGCCAUUUAAUCAUGUAUAUAUUGUAAUUCCAGUUAACCUCUGCAUUCUGUAUUUGUGUUUUUUUUUCUUUCCAUUAGAGUGAUUUCUUUUUUGUUGACUAUUAACCAGGAAUCUUGUAUUGUCAAUUGUUAAUAUAUGGAUGUGAUUUGUCACUUGCAAAAAAAACCUGCAGGUGGAUUGAAUGAUUUGUAAGGUUUUGCAUAGAAAGAAACAACAGUGCCUCAGUUUUUUUAGACAAUAUCUACAGUGACUGAAUAAAUUCAGUAGCAG